AUGGCCUUUCAAUAUAGAAUGCUUAUGCGCCUUUCAAUAAUGUUGCUGGCAGUACUUGUACCAGCAGCUACAAGUGUUGUAGCAACAACAAGAGCAAGCGCAAGACAAGGAGGAGAAGAAAAUGAAACAGCUAUGGCCCUGCCUGGCUGCAAACCCAAAUGUGGUAAUGUCACAAUUCCAUACCCAUUUGGCAUUGGUGACAGCCAUUGUUUCUUCGGACCACGAUUCCAAAUCACCUGCAAUGAUGGGUCCACAGAACCCCGAUUGAUGGAAUCCCGUAUGAUUGUCACCAACAUAUAUCUUGAAGAAGGUGAGCUGCAAACAGAGCAGUUAGUAAACCGAGUUUGUUUUGACAGCCUAGGCAAUCCAAAAGACAAGGAAGACCAAAGCAAAGGCGGGCUCAGUGUGAUUCCUCCUUACACCAUCUCUGGUGCCAAAAACAUGUUGGUUGCGGUUGGUUGUGACACGUACGUGAACUUUGUUGGUAGCCGGGAUGAUCAAAACUACACAACCGGCUGCCUCUCCAAAUGUCAACAUGAUAUUAGCAGCAACGCCAUUGAUAAGAACGACUCUUGCUCUGGCAUGGGGUGUUGCGAAACGAAGAUCCCCCCUUUACUGCACAACCUGUCUCUGACGGUGUCAAGCUUUAGUCAACAUGAGCCUGUAUGGGACUUUAACCCCUGCGGCUACGCCUUCGUUGUGCGAAGGGGCAACUUCACAUUCAGCAAUACGAGUUUUCAACAACUCCGCAAUACAACCCGGCUUCCCCUGGUUCUUGAUUGGAAAAUUGGGGACGAGUCGUGUGAAAAUGCAACGAAAAACAACAAGACUUAUGCAUGCAAGGGAAAUAGCACCUGCCAUGACAAGACUUCAGGUUACAUUUGCAAGUGCUUGGCAGGCUACCAAGGGAACCCAUACUUCGAAGAUAGUUGCCAAGAUAUUAAUGAGUGCGAUGAUUUGAACUCCUGUACGAAUGGACAGUGCAUAAAUAUACCCGGAAAUUACACUUGUUCCUGUGAUAGUGGCUACCAUAACCUGGACAAUAUUACGUGCAUCGAAGUUCCCAAUGCAAAACGCUGGAAAAUUUUGCUGGGUGUGUCAUUGAGCUUCUCUGUUUUAGUGGUUGCAAUUCUUUGGAAAUAUAGGAAAAGUAGGAAAAAAAGAGAAGAGAAUCUCAGACGAAUAUACUUUAAAGAGAAUGGUGGCGAACUUUUGAAGGAAAAACUAGGGAACAAAGCCAGAAUCUUUACUGAAUCAGAAAUUCAGGAGGCCACAAACAAUUAUGCUGAAAGAAACGAACUUGGUAGGGGAAGGUAUGGAAUUGUUUACAGAGGAAUACUAGAUAAACAAGAGGUUGCCAUAAAGAGGCCAAAAAUUGAUGACCAAAAACAAAAGAAUCAAUUUGCUGAGGAGAUGACUGUUCUUUAUCAAAUCAACCAUAAUAAUGUUGUGAGAUUCGUAGGUUGUUGUUUAACGACCAAAACACCAAUUUUGGUUUAUGAGUUCAUCAGCAAAGGCAGUCUUUAUAAGAGUAUUCAUGUAAAAGAAGGCGAAAAACCACUACUUUCAUUGGAAAAGCGGUUGAAGAUAGCAGCCGGGACGGCAGGAGCCCUAGCAUACUUUCAUCACGACACUUUCAUGCCAAUCAUACACGGUGAUGUGAAAACUGCUAAUAUACUAUUAGAUGAGAAUUUCACGGCAAAAGUGUCUGACUUCGGAGCAUCAAGACUGGCUCCUAAAGAUGAGAAUCAAAAAUCAACUUUAGUCCAGGGAACGGUCGGAUACGUAGACCCUGAAUACCUUCAGUCAAACACCCUAACAGAAAAGAGCGACGUCUAUAGCUUUGGAGUUGUGCUAGCGGAGCUGUUAACAAGCCGAAAGGCAGAGGAAAACCUAGCAAAUGACUUUGUUGCCUCGGUGGAAGGGGGUAAGUUGGGUCAAAUUCUUGAUGAAAAAAUAGUGGAGGGACUUGAUGAAGAAAUAGUCAGAAAAGCUGCUGAUCUGGCAAAAAGAUGCUUGAAGUCAAGAGGGGAGGAAAGGCCUUCCACGAGCGAAGUAGCCGCAGAGCUAAAAUUAUUAGUGCUGACCAUGCCACAACAUCCAAGUGGAGGAGGAGGAGAGGCCAAUAAUUAG
This is a messenger RNA of Prunus dulcis (almond), 2133 nucleotides long. Its product is annotated as wall-associated receptor kinase 2-like. The transcript is spliced from 4 exons. Gene Ontology annotation, molecular function: protein serine/threonine kinase activity; calcium ion binding; polysaccharide binding. Gene Ontology annotation, cellular component: plasma membrane. Gene Ontology annotation, biological process: cell surface receptor signaling pathway; protein phosphorylation. The record is from RefSeq and is a predicted model, not a curated record. Bases 1 to 2133 code for a protein of 710 amino acids. NCBI's taxonomy places the organism in Eukaryota, Viridiplantae, Streptophyta, Magnoliopsida, Rosales, Rosaceae.